This is a messenger RNA of Rhipicephalus sanguineus (brown dog tick), 1280 nucleotides long. Its product is annotated as tRNA-dihydrouridine(20a/20b) synthase [NAD(P)+]-like. Gene Ontology annotation, biological process: tRNA processing. NCBI's taxonomy places the organism in Eukaryota, Metazoa, Arthropoda, Arachnida, Ixodida, Ixodidae. Gene Ontology annotation, molecular function: tRNA dihydrouridine synthase activity; flavin adenine dinucleotide binding. Bases 127 to 1092 code for a protein of 321 amino acids. The record is from RefSeq and is a predicted model, not a curated record. The transcript is spliced from 7 exons.
AGGCAUAAACAGGAGAAAAACGGCAGCGGCUGAAGGAGUGCGAGCGGCGGAGUAGCCGAAAAAUCAUGCGUGCUUCCCUGCAUCGUGGUGGCAAGUAGGAGCGGGUGUUUAAACGCUCAUACCAAAAUGAAUGAAGAACCGGGGGAGUGGAAGAAACCGUUGGAUCUGCUGAACAGCGGCGACAUGGUCAAGAUUUGUGCUCCGAUGGUUCGAUACUCCAAGCAAGCUUUCCGUCAUCUGGUGCGGAAAUACGGCGUCGACAUCGCCUACACGCCGAUGAUCGUGUCCGACUCGUUUGUCAAGUCGCAAAAGGCAAGGGACGCGGAGUUCACCACUGCCCGAGGUGAUCGACCACUGAUCGUGCAGUUCGCCGCAAACAACGCCACCGAUCUGGCAAAUGCGGCUGAGAUGGUUUACAGGUAUUCCGAUGGUGUCGACCUCAACUGUGGCUGCCCGCAGAGAUGGGCCAUUGCAGAAGGAUAUGGCGUGCACCUUUUAGGUCAUCCCGAGCUCGUCAGAGACAUGGUCCACCAGACCAGGAAUCGUCUUUGCGAUUCCGACUUCACAACAUCAGUGAAGAUUCGUGUAUGCAGCGAUCUCAGAAAAACGGUGGACUUCUGUCGGAAGCUGGAAGCGGCAGGUGUGUCUUUCAUAACGGUGCAUGGUCGCACCAAGGAUCAGCGCAGCGAGCCAGUCGAUCUAGAUGCCAUUCGGACUGCGAAGGACUCCUUACAAAUACCCGUCGUUGCCAACGGCGACGUGACCAGCAUGAGGAAGGCCGAGGACAUCUGCCAGGCAACCGGUGUCGAUGGCGUCAUGGCAGCACGUGGAAUGCUCGAUAACCCCGCCAUGUUCUCUGGAUUCAAGCACACGCCAGCGCACUGCGUUGAAGACUGGCUCCGGCUGAGUGCAGAGCUGGGGUGCCCACUGACGCAGUUCCACCACCACCUCAUGUUCAUGCUCGACCACGUACUGUCGCGGAGCGAAAAGAGGAUAUUCAACGCCCUCACGAGUUACUCCGCAGUUGUGGACUACCUACGCAACACUCAUUCAGUGGGAUUACACGAACACAGAGGCAAGGUUGCUUUGUGAAGGCUUUACAUUUAUUUGAGUGAAUCGUGACUGUGGUUUGAGCGGACUCUGCGGAACGAGAAUUCACGUCGUCGUUCGGACCGGAGGAGACACCAAUAUGACGCCAUCUCCACGCACAAACAGCAUCGGAAUGGACCUCCUGGUACUCUGCACAAACGUGGCACACAUGAAACAACUGUUAAUGUAGC